This is a messenger RNA of Anopheles moucheti, 2484 nucleotides long. RefSeq names its product 3 beta-hydroxysteroid dehydrogenase/Delta 5-->4-isomerase. Gene Ontology annotation, biological process: steroid biosynthetic process. The transcript has 4 exons. Gene Ontology annotation, molecular function: 3-beta-hydroxy-Delta5-steroid dehydrogenase (NAD+) activity. Lineage: Eukaryota; Metazoa; Arthropoda; Insecta; Diptera; Culicidae. Bases 349 to 1509 code for a protein of 386 amino acids. The record is from RefSeq and is a predicted model, not a curated record.
AGUGAUCCCCCAACGUGCUGAUAGCUUGUUGCAACCUGCUCCACAUUAAACCCUGUUUCACCCCGACUUUCCACCCCCAAAAACUGGGUGCGAUUGUGCAAUUGUGUGUCCACCUCUACAGACUGCCCGUUUGUGAAGCCUUACACGGUUGUGAAGACGUGUCAAGUGAGUUAUGUGACCUGAUCAGCGUGGUGAUCGUAUUGGGCCGUAACAACACCCCCAACGUGUGCGUGUGAAACCAUCCUGCUGCGCUGGUGAAAAUUGAUAACACCAAAGGGUGCGACAUAGUGUGCAUGUGUGAUAACAAGCAGUGAACAGAGCGCCAAACCACCUGAGUGACUCGGGAAAAUGGAUAAGAAAGAAAUAGUGCUCGUUACGGGCGGUUCCGGAUUCUACGGACAACACUUGAUCCGGGUUCUGCAGGAGCGGGACAACAAGGUGGGCGAAAUACGAGUGGUCGACCUUAACCCCUACGAGAACCGGCUCGGUCACACCGAGAGCAAGAAAGUUGUCUCGUUCGUCGGCGAUAUCUGUGACGCGAAAGCGAUCGAGCACGCAUUCGAAAACGUUGACUGCGUGUUUCAUCUGGCCGCGUACAUGAACUUCGACUUUCCGCCAAACUAUGGCGAGCUGCAGCGGGUCAACGUGGACGGAACGGCCCGGGUGAUCGAGCUGUGCCGCAAGUACAGCGUACCCCGGCUCGUCUUCACCAGCGACUGCCUCAUCCACAUGACACCGUACCUGGGGAAGGCCAACUUUACGAUCAUCUGCAAUCAGACGGAACCGAAGACGAAGGUCCCGGCGAAGGACGGCGAGUUCCAGAUACCGGGCUAUGCGGCCUCCAAGUGGCGGGCGGAGUGUCUUGCGAUUGAGGCCAACGACACACUGCUGGCAAAUGGUGAAAAGCUGAAAACCAUCGCCAUCCGACCACCGGUAAUGUUCGGCGAAUGUGACGAACGGUUCGUACCGUCCAUCACGAAGGUGGCGUUAAAGUUUAACGGCAGCAUCCCGAAGCUGGCCGGCCCCGGUGGCAAGCAGCAAAUUAUCUACGCGGGCAAUGCGGCCUGGUGUUUGGUGCGCGCGAAGGACGCACUGGUCGAGAAUGCCAAAAACAUCGCCGGCUAUCCGGUGUUCGUGACGGACGAGUCCGGCAUCGAGGAUACGACGCGCUUCUGUCAGCGGAUCUCGCGCGCCAACGAUACGCUAAAGCUGCGCCCAUCCAGCUACCAGAUCCCGCUGUUUCUGACCUUCUUUCUGGCGUUUCUGCUGGAGCUGCUGGUGAAGGCGCUGCACCCGUUUGCGAAAAUCAGGCUCCCGUUUCCACCGUGCGGUAUGCUGUCGUACAUGUCGUCCAUUAUGCUGUUCAAUCGGAUCCGCGCCUCGAUCUACCUGGACUACGAGCCCAUCUACAGCGAGGAGAAAGCCGUCACAAACAGUGCGCUGUGGUACGAGCGUUGGUAUCAGGAUUACUGCCAGGCGCACAGUCUGAAGAAGCUGAAAGUCAAGUGAAAAUAACGCUUUCCGCCAAACAGGGAUAGCAUCCCGCGAAUAGCAUCAAUCUGCUCACGGCCCUUAUCUGCCAGCGAGUGGUAGCGAAAUGUGUGCGCUGUUUUUUCUUCCUUGCUAUCCCUUCUUCUCCAAACUGUUCGCAAAUCGGUCGUAAAUAGAUUCCGCACAGUAUUGCCCGCGAUAAGGAUUGAGUUUUUUUGUUGUUACUCUUACUCCUCUUCUCACUCGAUUGGGGGCCAUUCCGUUGGGUACGCGGCACUAUUAACAUACCGGAUGGUAGGAUUUCUUCGUCCAAAAAACCCGUCGGUCCACCGGUGUAGCUGCAUUAUUUCUAACUGGGGGGCCCACUACAGUCAUCGGCCACCCUUCAGCCUACCUGGUGCACGCUUGAUUUGUCGGCAUAAACCGGCCCGACCCGGCCAAACACAUACCCCAAAUCGCUUCUCGGAAGCUACCUAAUGAAGCCAAGGCUUUUCUCGUGUCUUUUGCCAAAACCAUUUAAUUAAAAUUAACUUCACGAUUAUUAGGUUCGUGUACCGUUUGGUGCUGUGGUAGGGCUCCAGCGCAACUUCAAACCACCCGUCGGUGUGUGUGGAGGCCCCGGGAGGCUCCUGGCUCCUGCCUAGACGACGAAAUCGAUCGUACAGAAAUUAAUUAAACUUGUUUUGGCACAGCACAUGGAAUGUUUCACUGUGUGCGUGUGCGUGUGUGUGUGUGUAUUUGUCAAGGGGACGAUGGGACGGGCAUCCUCGGGCAUGGUGGGAGCCGUCCAUGCAGACGCGAUACGCUUCAAAAUCUAAUUACCUUCUUCAAUAAUCACGAUAAUCUUUGACAAUCGCAACGCAACGGACCCAUCGUACGAACCGUGCCGUUUGUUAUGCUAAUGUACAUUUUAUUUAUUUCUGCUCCAAGCUCCAUUAAUCCGCGUUGCUGCUGCUGCGUGGGCAGAGUCCUUACGGUGGACGGAAAGAAAUU